AUCUCAACUAUAGCUUUCUCUUUCUCAGUUUCAGGCAUGGAGAUUCUGCGGUCUAACAGAACCAGCAAAUGGAAGAAGAAAGGCUCUCAAAUUCCAACAUCAACCCCCAUCCUCCCUAUAUUCAUCCUCUCCAUUGUUGUCUCUCUCACAUUUUUCUUUUCAUACAGACAUAUUUCAAUCGGCUAUCGACCGUCCCACUCCCAAUGCGGCUCCCUGCCAAAAACCCUGUCUGAUGAGCGAUUUCUCUUGUACGCGCCUCACAGUGGAUUCAGCAAUCAGCUUUCGGAAUUCAAGAACGCGAUGUUGAUGGCCUCGAUACUGAAUCGAACUCUAAUUGUACCUCCUAUUCUAGAUCACCACGCUGUUGCUCUCGGCAGUUGCCCCAAAUUUAGGGUUUUGAAUCCCAACGAACUCCGUCUUUCUGUUUGGAAUCACUCGAUUGAGCUUCUCCGAAGUCGCAGGUAUAUAUCCAUGGGUGAUAUAGUUGAUCUGCGAUCCCUCGUUUCUUCUUCAAUUGUUAAAAUGAUAGAUUUUCGACGGUUUGCAUCCACCUGGUGUGGCGUGGACUUAACCUCGUUCUGCUCUGAAGAUUCAACAUUAGAAUCAAAACAAUUUGAUGCCUUUAGACAGUGCAGAAGUCUACUGUCUGGAUACUCAGGUAAUAUUGAGAAUUGUUUAUAUGCUGUUGAUGAAGACUGCAGAACAACAGUUUGGAUUUAUCAGAAAGGUGAAGAAGAUGGGUCUCUUGAUUCAUUUCAACCAGAUGAACAACUAAAGAAGAAGAAGAGAAUUCCAUAUGUUAGAAGGCGUCAAGACGUCUAUAAAGCACUUGGACCUGGUUCCAAAGCUGAACCAGCCUCUGUUCUGGCAUUCGGUACUCUUUUCUCAUCAGUUUAUAAAGGCUCCGAGUCAUACAUCGAUAUCCACGAGUCUCCAAGAGAUGAAAAAUUGCAGGCGUUAAUUGAAAAGAUUAAGUUUCUCCCUUUUGUCCCUGAAAUCACCUCUGCAGGGAAAGAGUUUGCUUCUACGAUUAUCGGAUCACCUUUUCUAUGUGCACAGCUUAGGUUGUUAGAUGGACAGUUCAAGAACCACUGGAAAUCUACUUUUCUUGGUUUAAAACAAAAAAUCGAAGUAUUAAGUCAUGACAAUACUCCUCGGCCAAUCCAUAUCUUUAUAAUGACUGAUCUUCCACAAGCUAAUUGGACAGGAACAUACUUAGAAGAGCUAGCUAGGAAUUCCGAUUCCUUUAAGCUGCAUGUUCUAAAGGAAGAAGAUGAAUUAAUCACGAAAACUGCUAAAAAGCUUGCAGAUGCUGGGCAUGGAAUGAAAAUUGGUUUUUCAACUCCACAAAGGUUAGAUGAGAUGAAUAACUGCUCUCCUGCAUCUCUUUCCGAUAUACUUUUGUACAUUGAAGAAACUGUAUGUAGCUGUGCUUCACUUGGUUUUACUGCUACUGCUGGAUCAACAAUUGCAGAAAGUAUAGAUCUUAUGAGAGAGCAUCAGCCAUGUAGUGGUUAAAUCUUAUAUCCCACUCACAUAGUGUAACUCAAGUGAUAACUGUCUUAAAAUUAAAAGGUUUCAAGUUUGAUUCCAACUGAAAACAGGAUGAUUGAAAUGAGAAUGGGAUCAUGACGGUGUUAAUCUUAUCGGUAAUCUGGAGAUUCCUUCAGGCGAUUUUUUUCCUUACAUUUGUACUUACACUUUGACUUGCAAGAUAUCAUGAAGAUUAUAGGAUCUGGAUUGUGGUGGCCAAAUGGCUGGUGAAGUUGCAUUUUGGCUAAGGAUGUAAGAACACAUGAAACUCUUUUACUGAUUAUUGCAGUUUGUAUAUAGCAUAUUUCAUCUCCAUAACCAUGAAGUCAAGUUGAAUUGGUUAGAGCUUGAAAUCAAGAUUGUGAAAGACAAGAAUUUUGCAGUUUGGUUGUUAUUCUCUUUUGUUUAUUUGAAUGAUUAUCAAAUAAUGGAUUGCUAGGAAUGAGUAUCAAUCUGUAUAAUCCUUACAUAUAGAAGUCACAUUUCUUCAAAUUUGUCUCUGAAAAACAACUUGAAUAAUUGUAUUAGACGAGUAAGUCUUUAUGAGUGAUUCACUCGUGCUCAAAGUGAAUCACCUAAUUUCAGUGAUGUGAAUGAAUUGACUAUAUUCAAAUUUCAUGUUGGAUCGAGCAACUUGUUCUUUGUUUUUCUAUGUAUUAUGUCUGUCCUGAUGGCAUAUUCAUGUUGGAUUAUUUUUUCUUGUGCAAUUUUGUUAUGAAGUUCAUAAAAUUAAU
Impatiens glandulifera is the source of this 2267-nucleotide messenger RNA. RefSeq names its product O-fucosyltransferase 30. The transcript is spliced from 2 exons. Lineage: Eukaryota; Viridiplantae; Streptophyta; Magnoliopsida; Ericales; Balsaminaceae. The coding region runs from base 37 to 1518 and encodes 493 amino acids. The record is from RefSeq and is a predicted model, not a curated record.